Daldinia loculata is the source of this 2144-nucleotide messenger RNA. RefSeq lists its product as uncharacterized. The record is from RefSeq and is a predicted model, not a curated record. NCBI's taxonomy places the organism in Eukaryota, Fungi, Ascomycota, Sordariomycetes, Xylariales, Hypoxylaceae. The transcript has a single exon. The coding region runs from base 121 to 1749 and encodes 542 amino acids.
AUCGAAAUUUACUAAGAGCGAAGAGGGAGGAGACAAGAGGUGGUAGACAGACCGACACACACUACCUAUCAUAACUCAUAACUGGCUCCCGUCUUGCCCAAAGCCGUAAUCGCUGUCGUUAUGAUUGGCACGUCGAUACCGGAGUACAUCUUCAUCCGUGUAUGCAUAUUCAUGCUGCAGUAUACAACGCCGCUCUGCAUAGCAUGUCUAGCACUCUUGGCAGCGGCCCAUAGCUGGUCCCUCUCAGCGGUGCUAUCCCGCCCUCCAGGCAUAGUGACACUCCUCUACUGCAUAGUUGACGUGCUGUACGCUAUUCUGAUCUACAUCCCGCACAAUCAGCGGUUAAAGGACGAAGCAAAGCAUCCACCUCAGCUUUCAUGUGAAGAACGUCGUGCUCUGUUUCAGCGCUGCUUCACAAACAUACCUGACGCCCGGCGCUAUGUCCAGAUGUGGUUCCUUGGCGCAGACGAGUCUGAGAUACGGAGAGACAACGUACACGACUUUAUUCUUUGGGCGUUUCUUGAUAAGGGCCCAGGUCAGGAGUCCGACGAAGAAGCCAAAGAAAUAGACGAGUACAUAGAAAUUGUAGAAGGACGCCUGGGACGCAGGUUAGAACCGGGAAGAGGGAAGGCUGAGGGUCUCCGAUUGACUCUGGACGAAGUGGAAACCCGAUAUAGAAGUGUUGUGUGGUAUUUUCUCGUGGCACUGGUCGACUUUAUGUCGCAUUGCCGAUUAGCGCGUAACGGGUUCCAUUAUCACGCCCACUCGCCGUCUAAGACCCGCUCCCUCAUCCCUCCGCGCUUACAAGACUCCUUCGCCCAAAGGUAUUCCGAGGCAGAGGGAUUCACUUACUGGCACCGUCCGCAUACCGCUCCCGAUAAACUUCCAGUCGUAUUCUUGCAUGGUAUCGGUAUCGGCCUUUACCCGUACGUGCCAUUCUUCGCUCGACUGAACUCGCAAUCAAAAGAACAGGAUGGAGAGGGACAGAUAGGUAUUAUCGCUAUCGAGGUUCUCCCAGUGUCCUUCCGGCUCACGGGGGAGCCAUUGGGCAAGGUCGAAUUCCUGAAGCAGGUUGCUACGAUUCUGGAUGCGCACGGGUGGGACAGGUUCGUGUUAGCAUCCCAUUCGUAUGGAACCGUCUUGGCAACCCACAUGCUGCGCUCGGAAAACCUAAGCGACCGGAUUGCUUCAGCAGUACUCAUCGACCCCGUGACUAUCUUGUUGCAUCUACCAGAUGUAGCAUACAACUUUACUAGACGCAGGCCUAAAGGGGCCAACGAAUGGCUGCUAUGGUACUUUGCGAGUAUGGAUCCUGGGGUGGCGCACUGCCUUGGACGGCAUUUCUUUUGGAAAGAUAAUAUUAUUUGGAAGGAAGAGCUAUUGGGAGUGGCGAGACGACCACCUACAGAAGUAGGUGGUGUGGGUGAUCAGGGGGGCCGGGCUACUGCAAGACCGCGGCGAAAGGUAGCGGUGUGUCUUGCAGAGCGAGAUUUGAUUGUCAACACUUCAGUGGUGGCCCAAUAUUUGAGCGCUGAUGGUGAUGGAUGGGUCACCCCCAACCCUGCAGAUAAAGGAGAUGCUAGGCUUGAGGAGCGGUUUAUAGAACGAGAUGGAUUGGGGGAUAGCCUUCUCACACACGACGGGAUCGAGCUGCUCUGGUUUCCGGGAUUAGACCAUGCUCAAGUGUUUGAAUCGGAGCAGACUCAGGAUCGACUUUGCAGAGUAAUACGUCGUCAUUGUAAAGAAUAGAUGUCCACCCUGGAAAUUGCCACUAAUUAUCUAGUUAAUAAGUAAUAGGGUUAAAGAUUCAAGCGCUACCAGACUCCUGGUAUUUCAGACCUACACGUACAAACUUGUUGAAUUGGCUGUAUGUGAAUGCUAUUGAUAGUAGCUUCAAUCGAUUGAAUCAGCCUUUGCCUCGCCGCCUCCCCAACCUGUCAAGUAGACCACCACGGGUUCCGGGCCACUCCGGAUAAGGAUCCACACAACAUUCUCAUCAGUCUCGUUGAUUUCUUGGUGUUCAGUCCAGGGAGGGAUGAAAGCAAAAUCGCCUGGCGAGAGCUCAUGUCUCUUGGGUUCUUCGUCGGCACCAGAGCUAGUCACCAAUCUAUCAUUUGUCAGUUUUUCCUGCAGACCCUAGAAAU